This is a messenger RNA of Petromyzon marinus (sea lamprey), 1233 nucleotides long. RefSeq lists its product as uncharacterized. Lineage: Eukaryota; Metazoa; Chordata; Hyperoartia; Petromyzontiformes; Petromyzontidae. The record is from RefSeq and is a predicted model, not a curated record.
CGCGACGACGCCUGUUUGGCUCGUCCGCGCGUGACGUCGGCGCUGUUUGCUAUAAAGACGCAGAGCCGACGUGAGACGGGCGAGUUCGACUCCAGGCUCCGACAUCGCAGACUGACCAAGCAGAGGUGGCGAGCCUCGUCUCGUUCUCAACUUUCGUGAGAAUUCGGCUGCAGGGAUAACGCGGCAUCUACCGCAGCAGCUGUCUUCGGCUGUCUCUGAUAUAACCAGCACAGCAUCUGUUGGGCGUUUUCCCCUUUGGGAACAUUUUUUGUUGUUGUUGUUUGUUUGUUAACUGUUGGAGCUUUGUGAGAAGCUGACAAAAAAUAAUUGAGAGACCCUUUUUGGGGUGUUUUUUUGUGCUUACGGUAGCCUAUCAUAGAAGUUACCUUUAGCUAUGAAGGCUGCAGUCGGUAGCAUCGUGGUGAUUAUGCUGUUCAUAAGCUUCUGCAAAGGAGGCUACAUACAUCGGCCCUGUACAGAAUUCGGCAACAAUAUUAUGAAACCGAAAGUUGAAGAUAAACGAUUCCUCUUUCAUUAUUCUCAAAUUCACAACACAGCGCAUACGCCCAACAUUGGACCGUCGGGAGUCAUUCAUCCGCUGCUGAAUCUGGUUCCCAAACUGUACCAGCAGCACUUGCGGAGAAUACAGCGCAGUGGGUGUGGGAAUUUCACGAAACCCGAUGUAAUCCUCAAACUCUUGGCUUCAAAGCGCCGCAUCACAAGGCACAUAAUGGCCGACUCGUUUCUACAGAAUACCCCUGACAGGCUGCUACAAGACCUUCAUCAUCACAAAGUUCUAACCCAUAAUCCUAAUUCCUAACUAGGAUCCUACCCUUAUUUUGCAACCAUUACCAAUAACUCUAACCCGGAUACUUAACCCUGUCCCUAAUGCUAAUACCUAAGUCUAACCAUAAUACUGUACUUAAUUUUAACCCGAAUCUUAACUUAAACAAUAACACUAAUAUUAUCUCUUAUAUUCAUGUGAACUUAUAGCAAGAACCCUGAAUGUAGCCCCUUGCUCCUACUCGGCUCCUAACAUUAACCUGAACCUAAAAAUUGACUCUAAAUGAAACCCUAAGCCCAGUCCGUAGGCCAAUGAUGACCCUUGCAUUAACCGUUACCCCACCCUUGACUUGAACUCAAACUCGCAUGAUGUAUAAAGUGUCGAACCUGCGCUCGCUGUCGGCAGUGCUCUCGGGAUGACGCAACAUUACAAUAAAGGUGCAGAAUCCA